GCAGCAGCGUCUGCUUCAGUGUGACAGUGUGUUUGCGUGCGGCGAGCAGAUCCACAGCCUGACAGAUGCAGCAGCAGACCGACGACAUGGAGGUACCUUUACUUAAUGAUUCUAACAGUAACAGACAGAAGUCUCUGGCUCCAGAGAGAGAUGGGUUCAGCCAUCAGCAGAAGGAUUCGGAGGGGUCCAUGGAGUCCCCGAACCUGGAGUUUGAAUAUGGGGACACGGACAGCUUCACUGCAGAGCUCUCAGAGCUGUACAGCUACACAGAGGAACCAGAGUUCAGUCUAAACAGGGAUUACUUUGAGGAAGACUUCAAGAAUCAUGUGAAGGGCCGGAGGUGGAUGGAGUUGAGUAUGGAGGAGCAGAGGGCAUAUGUCAUGAGACUGCUGGAUGCUCUGGAGGUCACUGAUCGAGACAAGAGGCUCAAAGUAGCCCGAGCCAUCCUCUAUUUGGCACAAGGUGUGUUUGAUGAGUGUGACACAGAAACUGACGUCCUCUACUGGUCCCGACACAACGUCUUCCUCCUCUACGACAUGGGCAUCUUCACGGCUCUGCUGGAGCUCCUCAGCAUGGAGAUAGAUAAUAACCAGGCAUGCAGCAGUGCAGUGAGAAAACCAGCCAUUUCUCUGGCAGACAGCACUGAACUCAGGGUUCUUCUGAGCAUCAUGUAUCUGAUGGUUGAGACCAUUCGUGUGGGAAUGGAGGGUGACAGUCCUGAGAGAAAGGCAGCCAGAGAGGCCUUCAAAACAGAGUUGGGUUCACCCCUUUAUAACGGAGAGCCCUUUGCCCUCCUCCUCUUCACCAUGGUAACCAAGUUCUGCAGCAUGAAUGCGCCCCAUUUCCCAAUGAAGAAAGUGCUGCUCUUACUGUGGAAGACCAUACUGUUCACUCUGGGAGGUUUCGAGGAGCUGCAGGAGAUGAAGGUGAGAAUGAGAGAACUUUUGAACCUGCCCCCGCUCCCUGAGGACAGCAUUAAGGUGGUGCGAAACAUGCGGGCUGCCUCUCCUCCAGCCUCGGCCAUGGAGCUCAUCGAGCAACAGCAGCAGCAGAAGAGAGGACGCAGGAGCCGUCGGAGUGCCUUUGUUGAUAGCUUGGAAGGAGACAGUCCAUAUGCCAAGAAACAGCCCCUGGUCAAGCAGGACAGCCUAGACACUUACAACGAACGGGACCCUUUCAAAAACGAUGAUGCGCGGGAUGAGGAAGAUGACCCAGAAGAUGUGGACAGUGGCAUCGAGGGAGAGGUCGACCCUCUCGACAGAGAUGUUAUUAUCCAACCACCACCUCCACCGCCACCACUGCGGCCGCCAACCGAGAGAGUGUCCUUCCCCAAAGGACUGCCAUGGGCUCCCAAAGUCAGAGAGAAAGACAUCGAGCACUUUCUGGAGACCAGCAGAAAUAAAUUUAUUGGCUUUACCUUGGGAAAUGACAUUGACACUUUGGUUGGGCUACCCAGGCCCAUACAUGAGAGUGUAAAGACUUUGAAACAGCACAAGUAUGUCUCCAUAGCGGAGGUCCAGAUCAAGAGAGAGGAGGAGCUGCAGCAGUGUCCCAUGACUAUGGGGGAGGAGGAGGUGGAAGAAACACCUGCAGAGAUUCUAUAUUUGGGAAUGUUGCCUAGUCUCUCUCAGUAUGUAAUUGCUCUGUUGAAGCUCCUUCUGGCUGCAGCUCCAACCUCCAAAGCAAAGACAGACUCUAUCAACAUCCUAGCCGACGUUCUGCCGGAGGAGAUGCCAAUCACCGUCCUCCAGAGCAUGAAGCUGGGCAUUGAUGUGAACAGACACAAGGAGAUUAUCGUCAAAACGAUUUCAGCUCUCCUGCUACUGCUGCUCAAACACUUCAAACUCAACCACAUAUACCAGUUUGAAUAUGUGGCUCAGCACCUGGUGUUUGCAAACUGCAUCCCGCUCAUCCUCAAAUUCUUCAACCAGAACAUUAUGUCUUACAUCAGUGCCAAAAACAGCAUUUGUGCCCUGGAUUACCCUCAUUGUGUGGUUCAUGAAAUGCCUGAACUCACAGCUGAAAGCCUGGAAGCUGGUGACAGUAAUCAGUUUUGCUGGCGUAAUCUCUUCUCCUGCAUCAAUUUACUGAGGAUCCUAAACAAAAUUACCAAGUGGAAACACUCAAGAACUAUGAUGCUUGUGGUGUUCAAGUCUGCUCCCAUCCUGAAGAGGGCGCUCAAGGUCAAACAGGCCAUGAUGCAGCUCUACGUCCUCAAACUCCUAAAGAUACAGACCAAGUAUCUGGGCCGCCAGUGGAGAAAGAGUAACAUGAAAACCAUGUCUGCCAUCUACCAGAAAGUCAGACAUCGGCUCAAUGACGACUGGGCGUAUGGAAAUGAUAUCGAUGCUCGGCCGUGGGAUUUCCAGGCGGAGGAGUGUGCACUACGCGAGUGCAUUGAGAAAUUCAAUACGCGUCGCUACGAUAAGAAUCAGAACACUGAGUUUACACCAGUAGACAACUGCCUCCAAAGUGUUUUAGGCCAGCGUGUCGACUUGCCCGAAGACUUCCAUUACAGCUAUGAGAUGUGGCUUGAAAGAGAGGUUUUCUCCCAACCUAUUCAGUGGGAAGGUCUGCUACAAGCCCAGUGAUCCUGUUGUGAUUAUUAUGGGACUUGUGUUUCUUAUUAAACCGACACAAUUGCUGUGGGAUCAUGCAAAUACUCAAAGCACUGAGGGUCUGCCAUUCUUGUUCUGUAAUGAAUUCUUGUAAGUAUAUAUAUAUGUAUAUGUAUAUGUAUAUGUAUGUAUGUAUGUAUGUAUGUAUGUAUGUAUGUAAGUGUAUGAAUAUGGAAUUGUGGUCUUCCUUAUUCUGUGUAAAAGCUGUGUAAAAGGUGCUUUGGGUAAAAAAUACAAAUAUAUCUGUUUAUGGAAUGAAAGAAUAUCUUCUGUAAUAUCUGAAGCACACUUUAUGUAUAAUAACUGCACAAUACAGUUUUCUAACAUACGUACUAUUCUGAAAUGAUCAAUAUUUAUUUAUACGGUCACUCACUGUGUCUAACUGUGGAAAUGUUUAAUGUUUAUGUAAAUAUGAACACUUCAUGAGGUUGUGAGGUACCACCUGAGGCAGGGUCUUUCUCAAAAAGUGGUUGAUGUAUUAAAAAUUCAUUAAUUUAUUUUUCCCUGUAGCAUCAUGUGUUAAACAGGAGGGUGUCUAUGUUCUCGAGAAAGCAGCGAGUCACCAGUUUUUGUCCCCACAUCACACAAAAGACCCCUGAGCAGCACAAUACACACAUUCAAAGUGGCCUUGGUGACUGUGCCGUCACCCACACUAAGCAUGUCGCUCACUCAAUGGUGCUGUUUUUUACACUUCAUUAUAUCUCCGUGUUAACUGCGUCAAUCUCUUCUGAGAUUAUAUGACAAGGUCUUGCGAAGCACUGUAUGAAAUAUUUGUGCUCUCUCCAUCAAAACACGGCACCUCUCUGUUCAUUCGUGCUUGUUUUACAGGGUUUGUCCUGCGAUAUAAUUCCUUAUUUUUUAUAUCCUCAUUGUUUUGUACUAAAUUAAGGUGCUGUGUGAAUGAAACUACCUUUGAUGAUCCAUGCCAAAUACAGCACCUUCACUUUUUUUAUAUGUUCACUGAUUUGUUGUACAGACUGCACUGUAAGUGAAUGUGGAAAAUUGAUGUAAGAGUCUUUAAUAAAUUAUAAAGAGAGUUAAUAACCAUAA
Molecule: messenger RNA, 3668 nt
Organism: Cyprinus carpio (common carp)
Lineage: Eukaryota; Metazoa; Chordata; Actinopteri; Cypriniformes; Cyprinidae
Product: striatin-interacting protein 1 homolog
Exons: 22
Coding region: 66-2591 (841 amino acids)
Biological process (GO): cytoskeleton organization
Cellular component (GO): cytosol
Source: RefSeq, a predicted model, not a curated record